This is a messenger RNA of Cuscuta campestris, 4046 nucleotides long. The record is from the annotation of a GenBank genome assembly. NCBI's taxonomy places the organism in Eukaryota, Viridiplantae, Streptophyta, Magnoliopsida, Solanales, Convolvulaceae.
CUUGGAUUUGAUAACUUUUUAGAUCAAUGGAUCAGAUUUAUCCAUCAUUAUUUAGAUCCAUCUCACCUAAAAUUAACGGAGCGCCCACCCACUACUCCGUCUCUGCUUCAAUUCUCUCGUCUUCUCUUCCGUCUAUUCCAUUCUUCUCUGCAAUCAAAGCACCGACCGGCGACGGCUUGCAUCUCGGCGCCCUUGCAUCUCUUCCACGAGAAAAUGAGCUAUGAGGUUACUUCUGAAGCGCAAUCACUAACCUCAAGACCUAAUUGUUAUUGUGGACACACUACGACACUAUGUCACGCCAAGCGCAAUUCAAGGCCUUAUCAUGAACUUACAAAGAGAAGUAAUAGAUGCCAAUGCUCGUGAAAGAGAAGUACACUCCAAGAAUGCAAUAUUGGAGUCAAGAAUCAGCAAAUACAAGAAACGAGAAGUGUUUUUGCAUAUUUGUUGUCUUGUUGGUAGCAAUGUUGUUGUACCAAAAUCUUGUGAAUUGAAAAUUCGAAGUAAUGAUGAACUAGACGUUACCAUCCUAUAGAUGUAAAAUGCACGUUGGACGUACUAUGCAUGGUAGUUGUAGUGUGGAUUUAUGUAUUUUUUAUCGUUGAUUAAUUCCUCUAUUACCUGAGCAAACCAAAUUCUAGGGCAUGAACUGCAUGGCUCACGCCUACCCCUUCUGCCGGCUUGCUUAAUCCUGCCUCACGCCUACCACUUCUGCCUCAAUCGCCUCAAGCCAGCUCCGCCGCCUGCCUUCAGUACGGUCAGCUGUUAGCAUAUCCGAGUGUUGAACUGCCGUUAUUUCCCUGUCUUCUCUUUACCGGCGCCACCGUUGGAAACUCUUGCCGCCGAAUCCGAGUGUUGGUUUCUGGCGUAUUGUAGGCAAAUGGAGGCCUUUCUACAAGUUAUAUCAGAGGCUAAGGCUGACAUUUACGAUAUUGAUGGGUUAUGUUCACAGUUGAAAAGAGUGUUUCCUCCUGCAUCAUAUUUUUAUCCUGUGCCAAGUGGAUAUGACACCCUUGUUGAAGAGUUUAAGGAAAAGGAAUGGGGUAAAACCUUUGAUAGUGCUGGGCAUGCUAUUAAUAAUUUUGUUCUGGCGGAUGAUGCUGAAUUUUUGCUAAGAUUUAUAAUGGGAUUAUUAUAUUUUAGAAAAAGUAAUUUUGUUGAAGCCUAUGAACAGUUUUAUUUGUCUGAUAAACUUUGCCGCAAACUCUACAAUCGUGGUGAUGUUGUGAAUUUUUUGAAUUUAGCUUCUCACGAGGUCAAGAAAUACUGGAAUGAUGUAGAGAACUUUAUGGAUCAAACAACUGAAAUGCAUGCAGUGUUGAAUACACUGUUUUCUAAAUUUUUGGAUGGAGGUGGUUCAUAUGUUUCUAGGGCUCUUACUAGCUUCAAGGAUGAAAGGUGGAAGGAAGCCGUUGUUUGUGUUAAUUUAGCGUGUGCUGGACGUUGUGAACUAAAAAAAGAAUACCUUGAUCUUUGCUUAACAUUUUUUAAGGGAUUGUUGCAUUAUAGAAGAAACCAUUAUGCCCGAGCUUACGAGGAAUUCUUGUCAUGUGAUAGUCUUUGCAGUGAGAUCUUUCAGAGUACUUUUUUUGAAAGUACAUUAUUUGACAGGUUCAUUGCAUUUGCUUCUAAUGGGAUCAAGAAUUUAUGGGAUAGUCUAGAAGAACAUAUCAACCAAACGGAUGAAAUGCACAAAGCAUUUGUUGUACUGUUCUGUGACAUUCUAGAUGGGAAUGGUGAUAAAAAUGUCGAUGAAGCUCUGACUUUUUUCAAGAAAGAAAAUUGGAGGAAAGCAGCUAUGUCUGUUUUGAAAGCUAUUGAACAGCGUGGACAAAAACAAGAAUAUUUUGAUCUAAUUUUACAUUUUUUUUAUUGUGUUGUGAGCAAUCAAGACAGAAAAAAAGAUUUGGUUGAGAAACAUUUUCAGAUAUGUUUGGAAUUGAAAACACGUUUGAGUCUUCCUUUUCCUAGUGGGUCUUUCUUUAAAAAGAAAACAAAAAAAAAGCAGAAGGUUCCUGGUGAAGUUGUUCCACCAUCAUCUACUUCAGCAUCCACAGUCAUUGCUCAUAAUAUCGAGGAUUCAAACCAGGUACCUCGUACAGAUGAACCGCUACUUUCUUCACAAUCCCUCGACAUUUCUCCCAAGAAUGAAGAAUCAGUUCAGGUUAUCGGACCCGAAGGAGAAACAGAGAGUAGAAUAAGCCGGCUUGCCAAAAUUGAAAAACUUGUUCUUGGUCAGAUUGAGAAGCAAGAAUAUGAUAAAGCACUGGCGUUCAUCAAGACGUGCUUCGAACAAUGUACUGGCGAUUCAAGAGAAAAGGAGGUAGAACAAUGUGUUCUCUAUGAGUUGCGCGCAAUGGUUUACAUUAAUAAUGAAGAGAGAAAAGCUGCACUUAUGGAGGCUUCCACAGCUUUUGAGAUUCAUAAAAAAUAUGGGACCUUCUUCAAGUGUUCAGAAGUGGCUGACAUUUUUGGGGAGCAUAUCUUCGCACAAAAAGAACUUGGUAGUGCCAUUAAUUUCUUUGAAGCUGCAGUCAAGCAUGCUAGGAAGGAAAAUUGGAAAGAAAAAUUCAAGACCCAAUUGGAUGUGCUACAGGAAGAAUACAGGGAGCACAAGAGGGAAUCUAAGUGCAAAAGUGCAAAUAAGAAGGCUAGUUUCAUGCAAAAUACAAUUGAAUCUGCUAGUGAAGUUAUUGUCUACAAUUCUGAGACCAGUACUAAUCAAACCGAAGGCAUCAAGGAUGAAGUUUCUGGACAGAAAAAUGAGUUUGAUAUUAUACUCAAAUGCACGCGCUACUCUACUGCUCUUGAAGGCCUAAGGGGCCUUAUGAAAAGUUGUGGAUCCAAUCUUCCAGUAAUGUAUGUGCCUGCAGAUUAUUCUCGGCUCACUAACUUCAAACAACUGAGGGACUUAUGUUGUUCUCAUGACACACUUUUGUCGAUCAUUCACUUGGCUAGCAUUCCCUCCACUAGCUAUUCUUUCAUCCUAACCGAACCUGCCCAUGUCUUGGAUGUCUUCUUUAGCUCAGAGGCGGAGUGUCUUUGGUCCCUAGGUGUUCCAAAAACUCCUGAGUGUUGGUGGAGUCAUAUAGCUCCUUUGCACCAAUCAAUAUUUAGGGACAUUGCUCAUGCACUUCUCUUUCUCUACUCAAGGAGUCAAGCUUGUGGGCAGUUGGCGUUUAAUGCCUAUGUUACCGACGGACAAAGGGGAAAAAUUUUGCCGUCAAUGGCAGUUGAUAGUCGUCGAAAACAUGAUUUGCAUGAUUUUGUUAUGCUGAUGAAAUCUGUCAUCUUACAUCCCUUUCCUGAAGCUACUUUGGACGACUUUCCCUUACCUUUGGAACUGAAAAGGUUUUUCAGUUUCAUUGGUGUAAAAACUCCGAAGAGGGUACCGGUAUGGUACCAAAUUGACCACCCCUAUUUUUGGACAGUCAGAGAGCGCAUUUCUUUUGUUCAUCGUUUUAAGGCGAUGAUGUCUAGCCAGAAAAUUCUUUAUGCGGUCCUAGACGACGAGUUGUGUGACAUGAGAGCUUUUGAUGAUUGGGCCGAUAACUUGCAGGGUGUUUAUAAAGUGAUAUGGGAGAAAUGGGGGGCUCGAGGUUUGAAGAAGAAAACAAACAGUGAAGAAGUUCAAUCUAGUGGUCUUCACGCAGGAUUGUCUCAAAAAGGGUGGAUUGACAUUGUUAGUUUUGCUAGGACCCUUUAUAUCCACAUAAAUGAGAGAGAAUAUGAUCAUCUUCGCGGAAAGUGCGCAUGCCGGUGUUUUAUGGGUCGUACCAUGGAUGAUACUUGCCUCAAGAAGAUAUCACCUUAUGUAAUGUAGUUUGCACAAUUAUUUGGACAUCCUUUCGUAUGUGGAACAAUUAGAGGGAUUGAGGCAUACACCCCUCCCCCUUUUUUGCAUGAUCCAAUAGCGUGUUUGCACCCUCCAGUGAAAUCCAAACUUCCCAUGUUUAUUUUUUGGGCAAAUCAUAUCUAAUCUCUGGAUGUGUGAAUCACACUGUGAUGAUGCUAGUUGGAACUCGAGAAAAUAAUAUGGUAUUAGUUCU